Molecule: messenger RNA, 2147 nt
Organism: Alosa alosa (allis shad)
Lineage: Eukaryota; Metazoa; Chordata; Actinopteri; Clupeiformes; Clupeidae
Gene: vgll3
Product: vestigial-like family member 3
Exons: 4
Coding region: 219-1199 (326 amino acids)
Biological process (GO): regulation of transcription by RNA polymerase II
Cellular component (GO): nucleus
Source: RefSeq, a predicted model, not a curated record
ACUAUUUCUCUGUCAUUUCAAUAUGUAAGCUGUGGGUGGUUGAUCUCCAAUAGUGACACUUUUGUUUUCAUGCUAAUUCCUUCUUUUAUUCACUGCGAUGGCUUUGUUUACGCACGGUUUUAUAUAGGAAGGAUGAUGACACGAACGUUUAUCUGUCUCUGAGGAGCACACCAACAGCGCUUUUGCCGAACCUCUUUCGAGAUUUCAGGUCUCUUGCCAUGAGUUGUCUGGAUGUUAUGUAUCACCAGAGUUAUGGAGCUCAUCAUUACUUGCCAGCGACAGCGGCAGCGGCAGCCUACAGGGCGGCGUACCAGCAACAGCAACAGAAGAAGCUCAAUACUUACAGUAAGAUGCAGGAAUCUAUGAAUAUUCCCACACAUUGUUCCCAAGGGAGGCAAGCACAGAAGCAGGCAGUCCAGAGGGAGGAGGUGCCAGUUGCAGACCAAACAGGGUUGCAGGGAAAAGAGGUCCAGCCUGCUGAGGCUGAGUACCUUAGCUCCAGGUGUGUGGUCUUCACCUACUUCCAGGGAAAUAUCGGGGAUGUGGUGGAUGAACACUUCUCCCGUGCUCUGAGUCAGCCUAGCGCAUUCACCGGAGAUGCAAAACCUACAAGGCUUUCAACAGCACCAUUAUGGAAAGAAGGAGGCUCUCUCUCAGAUGGUCACAGUGCAAGCAGUUUACCUCCCACCCUGUGGAGCAGUAGCUACCCCUCUCCACCGGCAUCCUGCAUCUCCACAGUACACCCGGACUUCCCUACCGGAGCUGCCUUUCACCCGGCAGACACGGCAAGCCUCUGGAGUGGGCAUGGCCUCCCACAGCUCAGCCUGACCCCUGCAGCUGGCCUCUCUGACUCCUGGCACUAUGGUCUUAGCCCUCAGGGUGGUGCUAGUUACCCCUCACACAUGCACGAUCUGUACAGCCAUCAUGUGCACCCACGUCAUGCCCACCCUCACAACCACAGCCACCCGCCCAUACUGCCCCACGCCCACGGCCGCAGCCUGGAGCCCUGCUUCAGCCCUCUGCUCCUCCAUCCCACUCGGCCAUCUUGCAGCCCUGUCUCACAUGCUGAUGUGGUCAAGACAGACCUGGAAACCGGACCCACUCAACCCUCGAGCUGGCCAACCUCCUUUCACAGCUCAGUGGAUAUUUUUGAAACAACUCUAGAACAGGACAAAGUCAAAGCAGCAGUUUGGUUCUGAAUGGGUGAAUGGAUACCUAGCGGCCUGGGUCUGAGGCACUCCUGAAUUUGAAUUCCCAGGUUUCUGUUUGAACAGAUGCUCUCCUGAAAACGACCUCCACAAUUACAAGGAAUAAUUAAGAAGGGAAAAUCCUGACUUCUCUUCAUUAAUAAGGCUCACAAAGCAAUGUCCUCCAGACAAGAGAACUGAUUUUAUUGCAAAAGCAUACCCUUACCGAGAUGAAUCUCUGGGUUAAUGUAUGUGCAUGCAUGAGAUUCUAGGAAGACAGCUUUUUCACUUGGCCUUUUAAGAGCUAUCUCAAAUGAAGGAUGUUACUAAAAGUAGGACCUGAAAGGUAUAUUUUACUUUAUACAGAGUGUUCAUAUUGUCUUGACUAAUGGGAUGCCAUUGCAAUUUUGUAUAAGUAUGAACUAGUUCUGUUGAAAGAACUGUCUCUUGUUGGGAAACAUAAAUAGCAUGUUUAUAUGCAUAUACAGUGAGGCUCAUAAGUAUUUGAACCCAUGCUGCUUCUUCCUUAAAAUACAGGGGGCAUAAGUAUUCGAUACCAUACCUAGAGAUUGGUGAUUGGCUGAAAGACACACCAGGCCAAUCUCUAGGUAUGGUGAAGGUGAUGAUCUGCCUGCCUCUAUGGGAAUUUACCAUAGGGUAGCGAAUACUUAUGUCCCCUGUAGUUUAAGGAAGAACAUUUAUUUAUUUAUGAUACAUUAUUCAUUCACAAAGAAAAUUGGUGUCCUCAUUUUUUUACUUAAGGCAUCAAGAUCAAUUUCCAAAAGAUUAUUUUAUAUUCCUCUUUUUAGUCAACUUUAGCAUGGGUUCAAAUACUCAUGAGCCUCACUGUAUGUGUUAAUAUUGUAUAUGUGUGUAUAUACAUACAUGUGUAAAUAUCUACUGUAAUAUAUCUUGUUUUACUGGUCUUCUUAGCAGGAGUCUUAAUUAUGUUCUGUGUUA